Messenger RNA from Leptopilina heterotoma, 1605 nucleotides. RefSeq lists its product as uncharacterized. Bases 967 to 1434 code for a protein of 155 amino acids. The record is from RefSeq and is a predicted model, not a curated record. The transcript is spliced from 2 exons. Lineage: Eukaryota; Metazoa; Arthropoda; Insecta; Hymenoptera; Figitidae.
CUCUUUAAAGCUCUAAUUAUUUUUUAACAUAUUACUAUUUCUCACGUGGCAUAUCCCGUGUGAAGAAUAUUAGGAUAUCCCGCGCGAGUCUCCCAUGGGAUGGAAAUUUGGAUAUCCCAGGGAUAUCUCUGAGAUGUCACAAAUAUCCCAGGGAUCUCCCUGGGAUAUCUCAAUAUCCCGCGAGAUAUCUCUAGGAUAUCUCUGGGAUAUCCUUUUGCUCAGAGGGGAGGAGAACUAUUUCUCAUUUUAGACCUUAAUUUUCAACGCUGCACAAUAAUCAUGUCUAAUGUAUCAACAAUCUCUCUUUUACAAUCUUUCAAUCAAACCAUCUUUCUUUUUUUUUUUUUGAAAAAAAGAAAUUCUUUUUCUCUUCUGUAAGGUUAAACAAAAAUUUUUUUAAACAAGGAAAUGUUACAAACACGGAAUGGACAAUAAAAGUUGCCGUAAUAAUUAGUGUCAAUGCUAAUUAUUUAUUAUAGGUAAUCUAACUUUUCAUUUAUUAUAAACAUUUAAAAUAUAAAUAUAAAUGAUUUCAUAGUUUUACUAUUGUUUAAGGAAAGUAGCAAAUAUAAAAUCGUCGACAGUAAUUGUUAUAAUACUAGUGAGAAUAUUAUUAUUGUUGUUAGAAUAAUAUUCAUUAAUUUAAAAUGUCAUCCAGUUCAUAUAACUUUUGUUGUUGUCAUUAUCAUCGUUAUAAUUAUUGUUAGCAUAAAUUUUGUAACUAUAAGGGAGAAAAUAAUGUAAGGGGAUAUGGAAGCGAUCAGUCAGACAUGCCCCGUGUUGGUAAGACGAAAUAUUGCCCCUUCCAUAGGGGCAGAAUGUCGUCCGUCGCAUAUAAAAGGGGCUGCGUCUAGGCCAUCGCUCUCAGUCGAAUCUCCUCGAUCUUCCCGAAAACAAACCACAAACAUAAAGCGUCAAGUUUCAACAUAGAAUAAACUGAAGUGUGAGAAAUUCCAGCCGACCGAAAUGGGCCGACCAAGAACGGCCCAAGAACUUGCUUACCGUAAGGAACGCAGCCGUACCCGCCGCCAAGAAUUUCUCGCUCGCCAAAGAGCCGUCAGGGAAGGUCCGCCCGAAUUCUAUUUGGCCUAUCUAAGGAGAAAGCAGACACAAGGCCAAACUGCGGUUGUUGAGCAACGACGGACGACUAACAAGCCCCAGGUAGCGACGACUGAGGACAGCGAAGAACACCGGCCCCUGGUAGCUUGGCUCCCGGUUACGGACAUUAAGGUUAUCACCAAAGACGAAGACCGAACCGAAGCGAACCUUCAGGGCGGAACCACGCUCAGGGCCCCCGAACCACAAGGGAUCUCUCCCCUCUCGAAGUUGGCCUCCAACUUGACUUUCAACGAUAGCAGUAGCGACGAAGACGUGCUGGAACUCUACCCCAGGUCCCCGAUCGCCAGAUCUCCCUCACCGAACAGACAACUAUAGGACUCGCUUCAAACCAGCAGACUUGGGCAACUGCCACAGCCAACCGUCGAUAAAGCCCUCGGAACCACAACAAUAACCAUCUCCGGUAACAAAAAAAGAAAGGAGAAACCUUGUAAGGGGAUAAGUUAUACUGGGGGUUUAUAGAAUAUAUUUUGUUGUUCGUCAAAAGAA